Molecule: messenger RNA, 7458 nt
Organism: Candoia aspera
Lineage: Eukaryota; Metazoa; Chordata; Lepidosauria; Squamata; Candoiidae
Product: zinc finger protein 850-like
Exons: 3
Coding region: 25-6207 (2060 amino acids)
Biological process (GO): regulation of transcription by RNA polymerase II
Cellular component (GO): nucleus
Molecular function (GO): DNA-binding transcription activator activity, RNA polymerase II-specific; RNA polymerase II cis-regulatory region sequence-specific DNA binding
Source: RefSeq, a predicted model, not a curated record
AUGUGAAACUCAAGGAAACAUUACAUGAAAAGGUCAAGCGGGAGAAUUUCCCAAUUCAGAAAAAGAGAAAUUUGUGCGAGGACCAGAGACUGCAGUUCACGGCUGAUGAUGGACAAGAGGAUCUACAGCAGAAAAAAGCCAUACAAAUGCUCUGAAUGCGGCAAAAGCUUCACGUGGAAGAGCUCCCUGCAGGCUCAUCGAAGGACCCACCCUGGAAAGGACCCCUACCAGUGCCCUCUCUGUGGCAAAAGCUUUAGCAGGCACGACACCCUGGUAAAACACAAGAGCGCACACACUGCGGAGAAACCAUAUGAGUGUCUGGAUUGUGGGAAACGUUUUAGUUAUAAUUCCAGCCUGGAGAGACACCAGAGGACUCACACAAGAGAGAAACCAUAUGAGUGUCUGGAUUGUGGGAAACGUUUUAGUUAUAAUUCCAGCCUGGUGAAACACCAGAGGACUCACCCAGGAGAGAAACCCUAUCAGUGCCUGGAUUGUGGGCAAAGUUUUAGUCACAAUUCUCACUUGUUGAUACACCAGAGGACUCACACAGGGAAGAAAACACAUGAGUGUCCGGAUUGUGGGAAAAGUUUCAGUGUGAGGUCUGGGCUAGUGAAACACCAGAGGACUCACACAGGAGAGAAACCCUAUGAAUGUCAGGAUUGUGGGAAAGCUUUCAGUCGGAAUUACACUCUGGUGAUACACCAGAGGAUUCACACAGGAGAGAAACCGUAUGAGUGUCCAGAUUGUGGGAAACGGUUCAGUUGGAAUUCCUCCCUGGUGAGACACCAGAGAACUCACACGGGAGAGAAACCCUAUCAGUGCCUGGAUUGUGGGAAAAGUUUUAGUCAUAGUUCCCACCUAUUGAUACACCAGAGGACUCACACAGGAGAAAAACCGUAUGAGUGUCUGGAUUGUGGGAAACAUUUCAGUCAGAGUUCCUACCUGCUGAUACACCAGAGGACUCACACAGGAGAGAAACCUUAUGAGUGUCCAGUUUGUGGGAAAGGUUUCAGUCAUAAGUCCCACCUGUUGGUACACCAGAGGACUCACACAGGAGAGAAACCAUAUGAGUGUCCGGACUGUGGGAAAAGUUUCAGUCAGAGUUCCUACCUGGUGAUACACCAGAGGACUCACACAGGAGAGAAACCGUAUGAGUGUCUGGACUGUGGGAAAAGUUUCAGUGAGAAUACCAGCCUAGUGAAACACCAGAGGAUUCACACAGGAGAGAAACCCUAUCAGUGCCUGGAUUGUGGGAAAUGUUUUAGACAUAAUUCCCACCUGUUGAUACACCAGAGGACUCACACAGGAGAGAAACCAUAUGAGUGUCCGGACUGUGGGAAAAGUUUCAGUUCAAAAUCGACCCUGGUGAUACACCAGAGGACUCACACAGGCGAGAAACCCUAUGAGUGUCUGUAUUGUGGGAAAAGUUUCAGUCAGAAUUCAUACCUGAUGAUACACCAGGGGACUCACGCCGGAGAGAAACCAUAUGAGUGUCCAGAUUGUGGGAAAUGUUUCAGUGGGAAGUACAGCCUAGCGAUACACCAGAGAACUCACACAGGAGAGAAACCCUAUCAGUGCCUGGAUUGUGGGAAAAGUUUCAGUUGGAAGUUCUACCUUGUGAUACAUCGUAGGACUCACACAGGAGAGAAGCCAUAUGAGUGUCCAGAUUGUGGGAAAAGUUUCAGUUGGAAAUCCUACCUUGCUAUACAUCGUAGGACUCACACAGGAGAGAAACCGUAUAAGUGUCCGGAUUGUUGGAAAGGUUUCAGUAAGAAUUCCCACCUGGUGACCCACCAGAGGACUCACACAGGAGAGAAACUCUAUGAGUGUCGGGAUUGUGGGAAACGGUUCAGUUGGAAGUCCGACAUGGUUAUACACCAGAAGACACACGCAGGAGAGAGACUGUAUGAAUGUCCGGUUUGUGGGAAAAGAUUCAGGCAGAAUUCCUACCUGGUGAUGCACCAAAGGACUCACACAGGAGAGAAACUGUAUGAGUGUCCGGAUUGUGGGAAACGUUUCCGUUGGAAGUCCUACCUUGUGAUACAUCGGAGGACUCACACAGGAGAGAAACCGUAUAAGUGUCCGGAUUGUGGGAAAGGUUUCAGUCAGAAUUCCCACCUGGCGAUACACCAGAGGACUCACAGAGGAGAGAAACCCUAUGAGUGUCCGGAUUGUGGGAAAAGUUUUAGUUGGAAGUCUGACCUGGUUAUACACCAGAGGACACACACAGGAGAGAGACCGUACGAAUGCCUGGUUUGUGGAAAAAGUUUCAGGCAGAAGUCCUACCUAGUGAUACACCGUAGGACUCACACAGGAGAGAAACCAUAUGAGUGUCCCGAUUGUGGGGAAAGUUUCCGUUGGAAGUCCUACCUUGUGAUACAUCGGAGGACUCACACAGGAGAGAAACCGUAUAAGUGUCUGGAUUGUGGGAAAGGUUUCAGUCAGAAUUCUGACCUGGUGAUACACCAGAGGACUCACACAGGAGACGCACACACUGGGGAGAAACCGUAUGAGUGUCUGGAUUGUGGGAAAAGUUUUAGUUAUAAUUCCAGCCUGGUGAAACACCAGAGGACUCACACAGGAGAGAAACCAUAUGAGUGUCUGGAUUGUGGGAAACAUUUUAGUUAUAAUUCCAGCCUGGAGAGACACCAGAGGACUCACACAGGAGAGAAACCAUAUGAGUGUCUGGAUUGUGGGAAACGUUUUAGUUAUAAUUCCAGCCUGGUGAAACACCAGAGGACUCACCCAGGAGAGAAACCCUAUCAGUGCCUGGAUUGUGGGCAAAGUUUUAGUCAUGAUUCUCACUUGUUGAUACACCAGAGGACUCACACAGGGAAGAAAACACAUGAGUGUCCGGAUUGUGGGAAAAGUUUCAGUGUGAAGUCUGGGCUAGUGAAACACCAGAGGACUCACACAGGAGAGAAACCCUAUGAAUGUCAGGAUUGUGGGAAAGCUUUCAGUCGGAAUUACACUCUGGUGAUACACCAGAGGACUCACACAGGAGAGAAACCGUAUGAGUGUCCAGAUUGUGGGAAACGGUUCAGUUGGAAUUCCUCCCUGGUGAGACACCAGAGAACUCACACGGGAGAGAAACCCUAUCAGUGCCUGGAUUGUGGGAAAAGUUUUAGUCAUAGUUCCCACCUAUUGAUACACCAGAGGACUCACACAGGAGAAAAACCGUAUGAGUGUCUGGAUUGUGGGAAACAUUUCAGUCAGAAUUCCCACCUGGUGAUACACCAGAGGACUCACACAGGAGAGAAACCUUAUGAGUGUCCAGUGUGUGGGAAAGGUUUCAGUCAUAAGUCCCACCUGUUGGUACACCAGAGGACUCACACAGGAGAGAAACCGUAUGAGUGUCCGAACUGUGGGAAAAGUUUCAGUCAGAGUUCCUACCUGGUGAUACACCAGAGGAUUCACACAGGAGAGAAACCGUAUGAGUGUCUGGACUGUGGGAAAAGUUUCAGUGAGAAUACCAGCCUAGUGAAACACCAGAGGAUUCACACAGGAGAGAAACCCUAUCAGUGCCUGGAUUGUGGGAAAUGUUUUAGACAUAAUUCCCACCUGUUGAUACACCAGAGGACUCACACAGGAGAGAAACCAUAUGAGUGUCCGGACUGUGGGAAAAGUUUCAGUUCAAAAUCGACCCUGGUGAUACACCAGAGGACUCACACAGGCGAGAAACCCUAUGAGUGUCUGUAUUGUGGGAAAAGUUUCAGUCAGAAUUCAUACCUGAUGAUACACCAGGGGACUCACGCCGGAGAGAAACCAUAUGAGUGUCCAGAUUGUGGGAAAUGUUUCAGUGGGAAGUACAGCCUAGCGAUACACCAGAGAACUCACACAGGAGAGAAACCCUAUCAGUGCCUGGAUUGUGGGAAAAGUUUCAGUUGGAAGUUCUACCUUGUGAUACAUCGUAGGACUCACACAGGAGAGAAGCCAUAUGAGUGUCCAGAUUGUGGGAAAAGUUUCAGUUGGAAAUCCUACCUUGCUAUACAUCGUAGGACUCACACAGGAGAGAAACCGUAUAAGUGUCCGGAUUGUUGGAAAGGUUUCAGUAAGAAUUCCCACCUGGUGACCCACCAGAGGACUCACACAGGAGAGAAACUCUAUGAGUGUCGGGAUUGUGGGAAACGGUUCAGUUGGAAGUCCGACAUGGUUAUACACCAGAAGACACACGCAGGAGAGAGACUGUAUGAAUGUCCGGUUUGUGGGAAAAGAUUCAGGCAGAAUUCCUACCUGGUGAUGCACCAAAGGACUCACACAGGAGAGAAACUGUAUGAGUGUCCGGAUUGUGGGAAACGUUUCCGUUGGAAGUCCUACCUUGUGAUACAUCGGAGGACUCACACAGGAGAGAAACCGUAUAAGUGUCCGGAUUGUGGGAAAGGUUUCAGUCAGAAUUCCCACCUGGCGAUACACCAGAGGACUCACAGAGGAGAGAAACCCUAUGAGUGUCCGGAUUGUGGGAAAAGUUUUAGUUGGAAGUCUGACCUGGUUAUACACCAGAGGACACACACAGGAGAGAGACCGUACGAAUGCCUGGUUUGUGGAAAAAGUUUCAGGCAGAAGUCCUACCUAGUGAUACACCGUAGGACUCACACAGGAGAGAAACCAUAUGAGUGUCCCGAUUGUGGGGAAAGUUUCCGUUGGAAGUCCUACCUUGUGAUACAUCGGAGGACUCACACAGGAGAGAAACCGUAUAAGUGUCUGGAUUGUGGGAAAGGUUUCAGUCAGAAUUCUGACCUGGUGAUACACCAGAGGACUCACACAGGAGAGUCCUCUGGAAAACCAUAUGUGUGUCUGGAUUGUGGGAAAAGUUUCAGUCAGAAUUCCAGCCUUGUGAUGCACCAGAGGACUCAGGCAGGGGAGAAACCAUAUGAGUGUCUAGAUUGUGGGAAAAUUUUCAGUUGGAAGUCCAACCUGGUGGAACACCAGAGGACUCACACAGGAGAGAAACCGUAUGAGUGUCUGGAUUGUGGGAAAAGUUUCAGUCAGAAUUCCCACCUGGUGAGACACCAGAGGACACACACAGGAGAGAAACCGUAUGAGUGUCCAGAUUGUGGGAAAAGUUUCAGUUGGAAGUCAAGCCUGGUGGAACACCAGAGGACUCACACAGGGGAGAAACCGUAUGAGUGUCUGGAUUGUGGGAAAACUUUUACUCAGAGUUCCCACCUGGUGAGACACCAGAGGACUCACACAGGGGAGAAACCGUAUGAGUGUCCAGAUUGUGGGAAAAGUUUCAGUCAGAAUUCCCACCUGGUGAACCACCAGAGAACUCACAUAGGAGAUAAACCCUAUGAGUGUCCAGAUUGUGGGAAAGCUUUCAGUCAGAAUUACUGCCUGAUCAUGCACCAGAGGACUCACACAGGAGAGAAACCCUAUGAGUGUCCAGAUUGUGGGAAAAGUUUCAGUCGGAAUUCCCACCUAGUGAACCACCAGAGGACUCACACAGGAGAGAAACCAUAUGAGUGUCCGGUUUGUGGGAAAAGUUUCAGUCUGAAUUCCAGCCUGGUGAACCACCAGAGUACUCACACAGGAGAGAAACCAUUUGAGUGUCUGGAUUGUAUGAAAAGUUUCAGUCAGAAUUCCCACCUGGUGAACCACCAGAGGACUCAUAUAACGGAGAAACUGUAUGAGUGUCCAGAUUGUGGGAAAAGUUUCAGUCAGAAUUCCAGCCUGGUGAAACACCAGAGGACUCAUACAGGAGAGAAACCAUAUGAGUGUCUGAAUUGUGGAAAAAGUUUCAGUUCGAAAUCUAACCUGGUGAUACACCAGAGGACUCACACAGGAGAGAAACCGUAUGAGUGUCCGGAUUGUGGGAAAAGUUUUAGUCGGAAUUCCCACCUGGUGAACCACCAGAGUACUCACACAGGAGAGAAACCGUAUGAGUGUUCAGAUUGUGGGAAAAGUUUUAGUCAGAAUUCCCACCUGGUGAAACACCAGAGGACUCACACAGGAGAGAAACCGUAUGACUGUCCGGAUUGCGGGAAAAGUUUCAGUUGGAAGUCUGACCUGGUAAAACACCAGAGGACUCACACAGGAGAGAAACCACAUGAGUGUCCGGAUUGUGGGAAAAGUUUCAGUCGUAAUUCCUACCUGGUGAACCACCAGAGGACUCACACAGGAGAGAAACUGUAUGAGUGUCUGGAUUGUGGGAAAAGCUUCAGUUGGAAUUCCUACCUGGUGAACCACCAGAGGACUCACGCAGGAUAGAAACUAUGAGUGUCCAGGUUGUGGGAAAAGUUUCAGUACUAGGUCUGUCCUUAUAAAUCAUGUAGGUUUACACACAGGGGAGAAACCAUUCAAAUGGCCAGACUGCGGACACUGCUUGACACAAAAUGCCUCCCUUAUCAAACAAGAUAAUCCACAUGAGGCAGAAAAUGAGGUGUGUAGAGAAGCCUUGAAUUUCAUUUCUGAUCUCCCACUGAAAGUCCUGCUGAGAAAUUAACUAUUUAAUUUCUGGCCUGAUUCUUCUUAGUCAAACAUUCGACAUGAGGGCUGAGGGAAAAAGCGGAAAGUGUUAGUUUGAUAAAGGCUGACUACAUGGAUCUGGCUAUCAGCAGAACUUCCUGGACAUUUCCUUUUGCAGAAAUAGUAUUUUUUAAUUUUUUUUAAGACUUUUAUUGAAGUUUCAAAAUGCAGACAAUACAAAGUGUAGAAAAGCUUAGGAAAAGAACUAAAAGAAAAAGGACAAACUGAAAAUGCAGAAAUAUUUUGCAUUUAGAAAGAAAUACCAAGAAUGUGAGUUCUGGCCACCUUCAACCCCCUGGCCAAAAAGCUGUCAAUACAGUAGAGGCCUCUGUGGUUGCUGGGGACCGACUGUCCUGUUUAGACUAUGAGACGCCCAAGCAGUUUUAUUAUAAAAACUGUUUAUUAAAAGCAACUAUUUACAAUAAUGAAGUCCUGUGAAGAAUAAAGCAAGACUGACUGAUCAAGAACGCUCAGGCCAUAAUAAUAAAGAUUCAGGUUGAGAUUCAGGCUGGGAGCUUGGAGCAAAGCUGGAAACAUGCCUAGCACACGCUGAAUGGCAGCAGUGAGGUCCAGAAAUGGACAUGAGGCUAAGGUUGCUGGGAUCGGUUGGAAGAAGAUCCUCUGCGACAGCGUGUGCAGGAUGCAGGUCUUCCACGAAUGGAAACGCAGGCGCUGAUUCCCCUCCGGCUACAGAUGAGGUUUCCAAUGCGGGUAAGGACUCUUCUGCGGAGGCUGUGAGCUCAAAGUAUUAGUUGUUUCCGGCAGCUUGCUCUUCGCGCAUCUUCCUUUUAUGCCAAUCCUUUGCACACCUAUUCCCUCCUGCAACCAAUCGGGCUGCCUUCUCCUUCGUGCACUUUUCUGCACACCUUUCCCGCGCACUGAUUGGAGGAUUCGAAUCCUCUGAAGACUGGCCGAUCAGUAUCUGUAACUUCUCCCGCACUGCUGAGUCAUUUCUGGGUUUUGCUUUCCCAGUUUCAGCUUGAUAAGUUUCUG